Messenger RNA from Aspergillus viridinutans, 1743 nucleotides. RefSeq lists its product as uncharacterized. The transcript has a single exon. The coding region runs from base 1 to 1743 and encodes 580 amino acids. Lineage: Eukaryota; Fungi; Ascomycota; Eurotiomycetes; Eurotiales; Aspergillaceae. The record is from RefSeq and is a predicted model, not a curated record.
AUGGACGCUGGCGGUCUUGCUCAAAUGACUUGCAAUUCGGCAUUCGGUAACGGCAACAGUCUCGGAGCUCCUGGUUCCGGGUUUGCUUCUCGGAGAAAAGGCUCCAACAUCAAACGUUUGAACGUGCCUCCUCCACAUAUUUCUACCAUCGAUGAGUCCCAGCCUGCGGCGCCGGUUCCUCCUACCCCGCGUACUAGCCGGUCGCAUCUUUUGGCGGGUCUGAGAACUGCUCCCAAAUCUGCGACCCUGCCGUCCGCAUCACAACGUCAGCAGCAUCUUGGCCUGGAAACAGGACGAUAUGGAGCCCAUACCAGUGGCGCAGCUGAUCGUGUUCCGCAGACUGCGACGGGAGCUGGCUUUCCCCGGCGUUCGUUUGCCGCCAAUCAACAUUUGGACAUAGGAACUGGGCGGCCGAUGUACACUCUACCGGAACAGGUGCUUGCACCGCCGACCAUCGACAUCGCGGGUGAUAUGCCGAUGGACGAGAACCUUUACGCGGAACUGAUGUCGACGAAUCUCUUCCUGGCUGCCCAGCAGCAGCGCUUGCAGCAGCAGUUGAUCAGCGUCACCGCUGCAGCACAGCAGUUUCAGGGCCUCAACCUUGGAGUGUCCAUGGGACAAGUCCCUGAAAUGCCCUCUCUUUCCGUUCCCGCUAUGGGCUUCUACCAGCAGCAGCUCCAGCAGGGCGUUCAGCCUGUUGUGCAGCCUAUCCCUGGUCAACCGGGGCUAUUUUCUGUUUAUAAUCCUCUAACUGGCCAGCACAAUUAUGUUUACGACAACAGCUAUAUGCAAGAGAAUACUUCCUCGCCCUACCGGGAAGAGGAGCAUCAAUCACCCGUUAUGCAGACUCCGGCUUUCUAUGCUGAGGUGUCUCCGCCUUCGGAAUCAGUGCAGUCUCCCUUGGAAAGGCAGCAGACAGUCUCGCCCCCGAGAACCAGCCCAUCACCUCCUAAAGAGGUCACUCCUCUUCCACCCCCAUCCGCCAACGCGUUCCGCCGGGGUCACAAGAAGAGUUCGUCCGUCAACCCAGCAGCAGGAGCCACGAUUGACACUGCUCGGGCCAAUAACGCUGCGGUCAACUCUACUGCUCUCAAGUCGGCUGUCUUCCCUUCCACACCGGCUACAGGCACCUUCGGGCCCGGUCAAAACCGCGCUGGAGAGCAUCCCGUUCGUCAACCCCGUAAUCCUCCGUCCCUGGAAGAGCUCGUCGCCAAGCCGACCUCCAAGCACGAGGGGAGCAAGAACUUUGCCACUCGCCAGCGCCGACGUGCCAUUCAUAGCCUUGUGCGUGCGGGUAUUGAACGACGCGGGGAGACCCGGAGCUUUGGAUAUACCAGCAGUGGUGGCACCAACACUCCGGCUAGUGAAAAGGACUUUGCAUUCUCCGAUGGCGACGAUGCUACUGUUCGCAGUGGCAGCCUUUCGAGCAAGCCUAGCCUGGGCAGUUUGCGCGCUGUUGCCAACGGUGCCAUUGGCUCUGAGCGCAAGGAGCGAUCCUCACGGGAACGCAAGUCCCAGGACAGCCCUUAUAACACGACUACCCCUGUCAGCGAAGACGGCAGUUUCUUCGGGGGCAAGUUUGCGGAUCUCCGGGCGGAGCAAGUUUCAUCUCCCCCAAGCGGCCCACCCUCUGUGGCUGCUGUCGUCGCAGGUCAGAAGACGGCAGCUCAGGCUCCUGAAAGGCGCAAGACGCCGAUGCUCGUGCUUUCCAGCGCCGAAAAGCGCAAGACCUUGUUCAUGUAA